AUGGGUCACUUCAUAUUCUUCGUCGAGUGGCCGAUCUGGGCAAAGUUGAGCUUUGUCGUCAUCAUCACCCUGGCAGGCUUGGUCAAGCUCCACAAGAUCUUGAAGGUCCGAAAGCUGACAAAAGCACAAACUGGAGACAUCGAACGGGCAGAGGUCAGAGAAAGAAUCAGGUCCAGUGAUGAGAUACCCUUUGGAGCCAAGGCCAUGCUUGAGGAUCCAGAAAUAGAAGGAGUGUGGAAUUCACGAGCUUCAACACCACUACAAUCUCCCAUACUUGCUCCCAGAAAUUUUAGUCCUUCCAGAAUGUCCUUUAACCUGCUCUCAAGGUCGAGGAGGAACUCAUCUAUAUCGUCCAGUCCAUCCUUGUCUGGACAGACUCCGGACACAUCCCCAGGCUGUCGGAAUUCGACCUCAAGGAAAGAGUCGUGCUCACAAUCAGAUUGUGACACUGCCGGUACAUCUAUCAGCACUGCUCUCCCGUCGAAGUCAGAUUCACGUGAUCAUCCAUGGCAGCAGCAAGUGCCUAAAUCGCAUUCUGAAGGCACCAUCGUCCCUCGUCGCCGUUCUGUUACUAUCAGGUCGGCCUUGAGACCAGAUAAUUUUGUGACCAAGAGCUUGCCCGUGGACGAUGAACCUCUUGUGAUCAUAGGUGAUGAGAGGCGACGGACUAGAGUCUCCACAGAUCCGAUGCCAGAGACGCCAACGCAUGCCCGACACGAACAAUCGCAGCGUGCAUCCGGGCCAGUACACCCAGGCACUCAGUCUAUGGAAAGAACGCCCACUACCAAGAAAGCGUUAGAUCGUAUGGAAGCACAUCGGAAAUUUCAUGCUGCAGAGAGUGGCCAGUUACGACCACGAACGCGCAGUUCUGAGCACAGAUCUCUCGGCCACAAGCAUAGUACUUCGGAGAACGGCAUUAUCACAGAGCAGGAGAAUACACGAGCUGUCUCCUGGCCCAUCACUUCAGGCGAAGUACUUGUUAACUUCAAUGCAACUCAAAAGGUGCAGACGCAGACCAGCCCGCAUGUUGUACCCUUUCGAGCGUUUGUCGAGAUGCACCCUCCACCAAAGUCUCCCCUCAGAAACCCUCCGUCUGCAUGGACCGAAAAGACUCAAGGCCUGCUAGAGGAAAAGCUGGAGGCAGCACAAGCAUCCAGAAAGAGGGUAGUAAUUCGAAAUAGCAAUACUACUGGCGAAAUCCCCAAGAAGCAACUCUACGUUGUCUCAAACAGGGAACCUUACAAAAGUGAGCAGGAAAGUGCUUCUUGGCUGGGAGAUCAGUCCCAUCGAGUCAACCAUGGUUUCGAAGUUCUGCCAGUGGGCAAGCUGGAAGAACCGUCACUGGUCAAAGAAUUUGGCUAUUUGAAAGAGGCCUUGCAAGAGACGUCCAACGAUUCGAAGCCUAGGAAGCUUCAAAGAAGGAAUAGAUCUUCGUCCAGAGAACGUCCUGGACUUGUCGAUGGCACGCGGCAAAUCAUGGUGUAG
Lithohypha guttulata is the source of this 1485-nucleotide messenger RNA. RefSeq lists its product as uncharacterized. NCBI's taxonomy places the organism in Eukaryota, Fungi, Ascomycota, Eurotiomycetes, Chaetothyriales, Trichomeriaceae. Bases 1 to 1485 code for a protein of 494 amino acids. The transcript is spliced from 3 exons. The record is from RefSeq and is a predicted model, not a curated record.